CAGACAGAAGAGGACGCACUAAGACAAGAGCCGAGUGAUGAUACCGGGAUAAAGAUAAAUCAGCUAGAGCUAAAGAGACAAAAGUUGUUCGCCACGAAUAAACUGACACCGCGGUUUUCUUUUCCACUGAACAUCAUCCUUGUCCACGGCUUCAAGUUUCAAAUGGACAGACACUUGGAGACGCCUGGCUCAACAAGCAUGGGAUUAUUUCUGUAAUGUGGAUUGCUACUCCCUUGCAAGAAAAUAAAGAUCUGCUGCGGAACAAUGUGAGACGUUGUGCAUCUUGGAUUCUCGUGUUUCUGGAUAUCUUGAAAAUAAUUGGCAACAGUUGAGACAAAAAAAAGAAGAAGAAGAAGUUAACACGCGAAGGAUUGUAUCCUUGGGACCAGCAUGGAUUUGCUUUUACAACCUCCUGCCCUUUCAGAGAAGUUUUAGCCGGUCCUCUUGUAUAUUGUCGUACUUGUGAACUUCAUGCUUGAGAACAAAAAGCCACAUUUGGCCUGCUGAUUUUAUUUUUUUCUAAACAAAGAUCGUCUGCCCCCUUGGAUUGGAUUUCAAACACCAUGAACUUUAUUGACAGUUUGACACUAUUAUUUUUGACGCUGUCAGCUGUCAAGAGUGCCCACAUACCGAGGGAAACAGAAAGAGGUCCACAUAACGUGAUCCCUCUGAUGGAGGUGUACAACAAGAGUUUGUGUCAACCUCGGGAGCUUUUGGUGGAAAUUCUACAGGAGUAUCCAGAUGAGGUGGAGCACAUCUUCAUCCCGUCAUGCGUCGUUUUAACACGCUGUGCCGGCUGCUGCAACGACGAGAUGCUGCAGUGCACGCCGACAUCCACUUAUAACGUUACAAUGGAGAUUAAAAGAAUUAAUCCCAGGAGGCAAAAAAAUGAUAUUUUCAUGAGUUUUACAGAACACAGCGCAUGCGAGUGUAGGUUAAAGAAUGAAGUGACAGAAAAGAAAGAAAAGAGUGGACGUCCGAGUCAGCUCAACCCAAGGUCAGACCCUGCAAUGCUCAGAGAAACUACAGACUCUACAGGCCUCAGUUAGCAUGUUAAAUGUAUGGCUUGUUUGGAAGGCUGCCAGGAAAAAGCAUCUUCACUCUAAAAAGACAAUGGCAGCACGGCUAAGGUCUGCAAAGUUGCAUCUGAACAAACCACAAGACUUCUGGAACGAUGUCCUUUGGACAGAUGAGACUAAAGUGGAGACGUUUGGCCAUAAUGCACAGCACCACAUUUGGGGAAAACAAGCACAACAUAUCGGCAAAAACAUCUUAUAUCGACUAGUGGUAGAGGGAUGAUAAUUUGGGUUUGUUUUCUAGCCAAAGGACCUGGGCACCUUGCAGUCAUUGAGUCGGCCAUGAACACCUCUAUAUACCAAAGUAUUCUAGAGACCGUGUGAGGCCAUCUGUCCGACAACCAAAGCUUGGUCCUAACUGGGUCAUACAACAAGGACAAUGAACCCAAGCACGGCAGCAAAUCUCCAACAGAAUGACUUUAAAAGGAAAGGUGCUGCAAUGGCCUAGUCAGACCUCAACCUGAUCGAAAUCCUGUGGAGGGGCAUUGGAGCUGUGCAUAAAUGAAUGCCCGCAAACAUGGAUGAACUGGAGAAUCGCUGUGAAGAAAAGUGGACCAAAAUUUCUCCAGAACGAUGUGAGAGACUAAAAGUCUUACAGAAAAUAACUGCUUUAAGAUAUUGCUGCUAAAAAUUGUUCGACAAGCUCUUGUAUCAUGGGGUGCACUUAGUUUUUACCAGGACUACAUAGAGUCCUGUUAAAACUUUCUUUUUCACAUCACUGUGAGUCUGACACUACAGUUGUAUCACGUCUUCUGUGCAUGAUACAAUUGCAAUGCUUCUAUUUAUUUCUUAUUCCUCCUAAUAUUUAUAAUAUUUUAUAUUUUUUCUUACUUAGAAAGUAGAAUUAAUGUACUGUAUAUAUGCUAGCCAUAAAUAUCAAUAGAUACUUGUAAUCAUGAUUUUUGCUGUUACGUUUAACUAACAAAAGUUUCCAGCAUAGUUAAAUAUACCUUAUGCAGCGGAAUUAUAUCUGACUCGGCUCAUUAUAAAUAAUGCAUAUGAAAUCCAGCCUAUACACCAGGUGCAUGCUUUGUAAGCACACACUGGCCUGUUCUCAUUGUGCUGCAGUUUGUAACAAGUUGAGUCAGUGAUAAAGAGUUGGCCCAGAUAGACUGAAAGAUGCAGUUUUGGUCAGAUCAUCUGGGAAAUUUCCACCCACCGCAACCUUCAAAGUAGAAUACGCUUUCACUCUCUGCAGAGUCAUUGUACUUAUUAUUUAAACAUAUAUACAUAUCUUUUGAGCCCAGUUUUGGGCAAUGAAGGAAUUUAGUCUCGGAAUAUGCGAUAUUAAUCAUAUUCACACAGUGAGCUGCUUUACUCUGGCUGUUUCUUGAGAAAGAGGAUAUAAGUUGUUGUCUUGCUUUCUAAAAGCGUUAUUUGUAGGUCAUUUAACUCAUGAUGGAGUUACUUUCUCACUACGCUCAUUCAUUUCACAUCAUAUCUCAUCGUAUUAAUUGGGUCCAGAGAGCCUUGUGUGAAGUUAGAAUCCCAUAUAAGCCAAUCAGUAACAAAAAUUAAAACUCUUAGCUAAUAAAAUGAUAUACAUAUUUUUUUAAAAACCAAAAACAUUGCGAUCAAUUGAUGUUGGCUUAAGCAAUUAUCAUUCAGAGAUUUAAGCACGUCACUUUCAUCAGUCUCUCAGGCAUCUCUCUGCCUUGUUCUCCUGUCUCUCUUGCAGAAAAUCCCGGACAGGCAGGAAUAAAGGCCAAAAGAGAAAACGAAAGAAAAACCCUGAAAAAACAAUUCACGAUGCGUAUGUCAGCUCUGCCUUCUCCACCUACCUGCACCUGAG
Pelmatolapia mariae (spotted tilapia) is the source of this 2868-nucleotide messenger RNA. RefSeq names its product vascular endothelial growth factor Ab (gene vegfab). Gene Ontology annotation, biological process: response to hypoxia; positive regulation of mast cell chemotaxis; positive regulation of angiogenesis. Bases 564 to 1049 code for a protein of 161 amino acids. NCBI's taxonomy places the organism in Eukaryota, Metazoa, Chordata, Actinopteri, Cichliformes, Cichlidae. Gene Ontology annotation, cellular component: membrane. The transcript is spliced from 6 exons. Gene Ontology annotation, molecular function: growth factor activity; chemoattractant activity; heparin binding. The record is from RefSeq and is a predicted model, not a curated record.